This is a messenger RNA of Linum trigynum, 3476 nucleotides long. NCBI's taxonomy places the organism in Eukaryota, Viridiplantae, Streptophyta, Magnoliopsida, Malpighiales, Linaceae. The record is from the annotation of a GenBank genome assembly.
CCACAAACGAAGCAAUUCCCAUGGAACAAUCUAGAACCACUAUUACAUCAUCACCAGCUGAAUCCUACGGUCCAGAUGAAGCCACAUAGGAUCGAGAACGGCAUCAGCAGUUGAUUCUAGGGCCUUCUUCAAAACGAAGACCCAAAAGGAAAACCAAACCCACGAAGGAUCUCCUCCGUCCAUCAGGAUUAUCGAGCUCUGUUAAUCUCAUCCCUUUAUAUAACUACUUUCUCUUCCCACAUCUGUCUCUCAGCAUCGCAGGUCAGAGAAAAAAAGCUUUGAGAACCCAGAGUCCAGAGACCGUUCGCCGGUGGAUUAAGCUUCCCGAUCUCGACGGUUUCGAGGUCUUACGAUUUGUGGAUCGGUAAACGAGGUAGAGAGAGGGAAAAAAGGGAAGAUGUUUGGGAGAGCGCCGAAGAAGAGCGAUAACACGAGGUACUAUGAGAUUCUGGGAGUGCCGAAGACGGCCUCACCGGAGGAUUUGAAGAAGGCUUAUCGGAAAGCAGCGAUCAAGAAUCAUCCUGAUAAGGGCGGCGAUCCCGAAAAGUUCAAGGAGCUCGCCCAGGCGUACGAGGUGUUGAGCGAUCCCGAGAAGCGGGAGAUUUAUGAUCAGUACGGCGAGGAUGCGCUCAAGGAAGGGAUGGGCGGUGGCGGCGGCGGCGGCCAUAACCCGUUUGACAUCUUUGAGUCUUUCUUUGGCGGUGGUGGUUUUGGAGGUGGCAGCAGUAGGGGAAGGAGGCAGAGAAGGGGAGAGGAUGUUGUUCAUCCAUUGAAAGUUUCCUUGGAGGAUCUCUACAUCGGCAGAUCGAAGAAGCUUUCAUUGUCCAGGAAUGUAAUAUGCUCCAAGUGUGACGGUAAGGGGUCAAAGUCUGGAGCCUCGAUGAAAUGCUCCGGUUGCCAAGGCAGCGGCAUGAAGGUGUCAAUUAGGCAACUUGGUCCGGGAAUGAUUCAGCAGAUGCAGCAUCCUUGCAAUGAAUGUAAAGGAACCGGUGAGUCUAUCAGCGACAAGGAUCGCUGCCCUCAGUGCAAGGGUGAGAAGGUUGUCCCGGAGAAGAAGGUGUUGGAAGUGAUAGUGGAGAAGGGGAUGCAGAAUAAUCAGAAGAUCACCUUCCCUGGGGAAGCAGAUGAAGCUCCUGAUACGGUCACUGGCGAUAUAGUCUUUGUGCUUCAGCAAAAGGAACACCCUCGGUUCAAGCGGAAGGGGGAUGACUUGUUUGUGGAGCACACACUGUCCCUCACUGAAGCCCUAUGUGGAUUCCAGUUUGUUAUCACACAUUUGGAUGGCAGGCAGCUCCUGAUCAAAUCACUUCCUGGCGAAGUUGUCAAGCCUGAUUCUUUCAAGGCGGUCAACGAUGAGGGAAUGCCAUUGUACAGGAAGCCAUUCUUGAAGGGGAAGCUCUACAUCCACUUCACCGUUGAUUUCCCUGAUUCAUUGACCCCAGAUCAAGUGAAGUCACUUGAGACAGUUCUGCCAGCAAAGCAACCGAGUGGCUUGACCGAGAUGGAGCUCGAUGAGUGUGAAGAAACUACUUUGCAUGAUGUCAACAUCGAAGAGGAGAUGAGGAGGAAGCAGCAGCAGGCUCAGCGUGAGGCAUAUGAUGAAGAUGAUGAUGAGAUGCCAGGUGGGGCUCAGAGGGUGCAAUGCGCCCAGCAGUAGAAAACCUUGAAGCUUUCGCGGGCGAUUUGAAUUGAAUUACAGUCUUCAGUGUGUCUUACCUUACGGUUUAGGCUUUUUAUAUAGCGUCUGUAACGGAAGUUUUGGGAACUUGAAAUGCUGUUCUGAUCACUUGUAUCUUUUAUUUAAGUUAAAAAUCAAAUGACGCUAUAAUUUCUCUUGCCAUUGUUUUCAUUCCUUUAUACUCGAUGGCUAUAAGUAAUGGAAGAAGAGCUUUUAUUCAUGUCAAUUCAUAUUGGAAUUUCGACCUUCUGAUGAAGGUACCUGAAUAUCUGCUGAAUAGAAAAUUUAGGUACGUAACGCGAUCUAAUGCAUUCUCUAGCCACAGCCAGAAGCUUUCUCAGCUCACUGCAGUCGUAACUAUCUCCUAGAUCAGGAUCUAUCAUCCUGUUGAACGAGCUGCUCGAACAACAUUCUUGAAUCCAUUGAACUAAAUCCGUGCCCCCUUUCUCACUGUCCUGUCACCAGCUCCAGUAUCAGCAAGCCUAACUGGAAGAUGAUAUUUUCACGCCACGAUGGGGUAGGAUCUUCCGAGUCAGAGCGCUGGCGUAUCAAAGCGAAGCUAUUCGCGGCAGAAGUAUCCAGGCCAAUGUCAGAAAGCUGUCAGAGGAACAAACGGAAGUAGGGAACUAUAGUCAUUCUAACAUCUAAUUAGGAUUUAUGCAGAUGAUGCAGAUGAUGCCUUGUGCUGUAAGUACCUUGGCGUUGAAGUUCUAGUCAAGCAUGACUUUGCUGGAGCUGAUGGAUUUUGGAUGACUGAUGUCAGUUUGUCCGUUUGCAGUCAAGAACAUGCUUACCAAUGCCAGCUGCCACGCCAAUGGCUACCUGCAGCCUUGUCUUCCAAUCCAAGGGAGUCCUCAGAGGAUCUAUCAUGUAGACAUUGUACAAGAACAUUAAUGUUCGAAUAUCCUGGUACGAAAAUCGCCUCACAAACAGAGCCAACCGACCUGCAUAAAUCAAGAUUCCACCCACUGAUUUCCAUAAGGAAAAAAAAAAAGGACACAAUACCCUCGAGUUCUCGCCAUCCCAGUUGCGAAUCUUCAGAAUUGAAACCGGUAACGAGCAAAGAUGGUUUCUUUUUUUACCAGUGCGGGAUCUGUGGAGCCAUGAGAGGAGACGAGGCCGGAGCUUUUGUAUCACAUCAUUCAUUUCGCUGUCGCUGGCUUAGCUGGAAAGACGUUCUAAUUUGGUAAAGAAUUACUCAAUUCUACCAUUGUUAACUGUUUUUCCUUUUACCAGAGAAGCAUGGCAUCACUGCGGCGACAGGUAAUCUUUCCGCAUCCCCAACUCCCUCCGUUUGCACCAUUGAAUACCAAUGUUGUCAUAACCGAAUCGGAGCAUGACCCGGUAAUGCGAACGGCUCGCACUUUAGUGGUCCAACCGGCAUUAGACCGUUUAAAAAUCGUUAGAGAACCGGUACCUAAUAAACGUUAUCAGUAUAAAUAGUGGACAUUUCCUAAUCAGAGCUCGUCUCUUUCCUUCGAAAUUGUGAAAUGGAAAUAAGGAUUCAGUUUGAGAGCCCGACGUUUUUGGUUUAUUUCAAUUUUCUGUAAUUUUUUUAAUUAAAUUUAAUGGCUCAUGGCAAAAACCGGACGAGCGGCUCGAUCGGCUCGAGCGGUUAACCGCCUCGGCCGCUCGUCAACCGCUACGUAAAACCGAAGUGGCUUUUAGACUGUUCCGAGCCGGUUUUGUGACCGGGUGGCGGUUUUACCGGUCGGGCCGAGCGGCUCGGCUCGGUUUUAAUAACACUGUUGAAUACGCUCUAAAUACUUGAAGCAAACAAUGAAUUUUGGACAAAGUC